AUGCUCAGAUUAUCCUCAAACUCCUCAGAUUAUCCUCAGACUACUCCUCAAACUCCUCAGACUACUCCUCAAACUCCUCAAACUCCUCAGAUUAUCCUCAAACUACUCAGAUUAUCCUCAAACUCCUCAGACUACUCCUCAAACUCCUCAAAUUAUCCUCAGACAACUCCUGAAACUACUCCUCAGACAACUCCUCAGAUUAUCCUCAAACUCCUCAGACUACUCCUCAAACUACUCCUCAAACUACUCCUCAGACUACUCCUCAACCUCCUCAGAUUAUCCUCAAACUCCUCAGAUUAUCCUCAAACUCCUCAGACUACUCCUCAAACUCCUCAGACUACUCCUCAAACUCCUCAAACUCCUCAGAUUAUCCUCAAACUACUCAGAUUAUCCUCAAACUCCUCAGACUACUCCUCAAACUCCUCAGAUUAUCCUCAAACUCCUCAGAUUAUCAUCAAACUCCUCAAACUACUCCUCGGUCUAAUCCUCAGACUCCUCCUCAGAUUAUCCUCAGAUUAUCACUUUACAUAUAUAUAUCGAUAA
Messenger RNA from Trichomonas vaginalis G3, 543 nucleotides. RefSeq lists its product as uncharacterized. The transcript has a single exon. The record is from RefSeq and is a predicted model, not a curated record. Bases 1 to 543 code for a protein of 180 amino acids. Lineage: Eukaryota; Parabasalia; Trichomonadida; Trichomonadidae.